GACGCAGUGGUGGAUCCCGUGGAGGAAGAGGCGAAAGACGUGACAACCGUGAUGGGCGUGAACGAGAAAGGCGUGAUAAUUAUCGUGAACGCGAGAACUACGACAAUGAGAAUCGUGAUAACCGUCGUCGUGGAGGUCGUGGUGGUAAUUUCGUCAACCUUGACGACCAAAGCGCUUUUCCGAGUCUUG
Dentiscutata heterogama is the source of this 189-nucleotide messenger RNA. Lineage: Eukaryota; Fungi; Glomeromycota; Glomeromycetes; Diversisporales; Gigasporaceae. The record is from the annotation of a GenBank genome assembly.